UUUGUCGCUUGAUUUCUAGUCUCCAUCCCACUCAUGUCUUAUUACUCCCUUACCUACGAUGACAUAGUCUCUACUGUGCCGCAUGUCCACGGAGAAUAUAAUCUACUGCUGAUCGCUUGAUCCUGAAAGUCCCACUACCAGACUCCCCAACUUUCUCACACCAUGGCUGCCACCGACACCUCAGCUUUCAAUCCUCGCACCCAACUUCUCCCCCAUAUCGUCGACCAUUAUGCGAAGGUCAAGCCUGAGGCUAUCUAUGCCGAAUAUCCGGUCUCUCUCAUGAGCUAUGAAGAUGGCUAUCGGCCAAUUACCUUCAAGGCAUUUGCCAAUGCGAUCAAUGGCAUUGCUUGGUGGCUGACAGAGAAACUGGGCCCCGGCAAUGGCGAGAUUCUGGCAUAUGUGGGACCCAACGAUCUUCGAUACCCGGCCUUGGUACUGGGCGCCGUUAAGGCGGGAUAUCGUAUGUUUCUCACAUCCCCGCGGAAUAGCGUGGCCGCUCAUGGUAGCCUUUUCAAACGGCUCGAGUGCACCAAGCUGGUCUCUCCUGUGCCUCAACCUCCCCCAGUCAAGGCUAUUCUGGAGGCGCAACCAACACUGGAUGUCCUUGAUGUCCCCAGUGUAGAGGAUUUGAUUAACAAGGACUAUCCGCAUUUUGAGCUCUCGAAGACCUACCUGGAAGCCGCCAGGGAGACUCUAGCUGUGAUCCAUACCUCCGGUUCCACGGGAAUCCCUAAGCCGAUCUUCUGGACCCAUGACACCGCCUGCAAGCACAUGCAAAUGACUGCCUUGGAUCCUCCGGAAGGUUUCGAGAGUCAAGACAGCUGGUUGUUUGGCAAGAGAAUAUUUCUUGUGCCGCCUCCCUUCCACGCUGCUGGGCUGGCUUAUUCGCUUUUCAUCAGUAUCCCCGUCAGCACGACCAUCAUCUUUCCUGCAUCCGGGGGUCUUCCUACUGCAACUGCAUUGGUAGAGGCGAGAAAGAAAACCCCGAUCGAUAUUCUCUUAGGUGUGCCAUCAAUUAUCCAAGAACUCUCGCAAAGCCCCGAGCUCUUGGACUACUGCAGCAUGCACAUGAGCCGCUUAAUAUAUUGUGGCGGGGAUCUACCCCAACCGAUUGGUGAUACCGUGGCCGCUAAAAUCAGACUUACCAAUCUGUAUGGAGCGUCGGAAGUGGGAAUGAUCAGCACUAUUCACUCCAAAACAGACCGGGACCCACUGAAGGAUUGGCGAUAUCUUCAUAUCAAUCCCCGGAUGGGUGCCGAGCUACGCCCAGUAACUGAUAAAGAGCAUGAGCUUGUCUUGGUCCGUAACCCGGAGUUUGAAGCACACCAGUUUUCUUUUACUAUUUUCCCAGAUCGACAGGAAUAUCAUACGAAUGACCUGUUUGUGCGGCAUCCCAACAAGCCAGAUCUCUGGCGCUGGAGCUCACGUGCAGACGAUGUGAUAGUCUUUCUUAAUGGUGAAAAGACUAAUCCAGUAUCAAUGGAACAGUAUAUUGCUGUAUCCAAUCCCGAAGUGUCUGCGGUCUUAGUCGCUGGUGCGCGCCGCUUCCAGGCAUCUCUCCUGGUUGAGCUGGAACCUGGAAAGCAAGACCUCAAUAUAACAGAACGCGCCGCUAUGAUCGAGAAACUCUGGCCCAGUAUUGAAGAAGCCAACGCUGUGUGUCCAGCACAUGCACGUAUAGCUAAAACCCAUAUUCUCUUUACCAAGGCUGGAAAGCGUAUGCUUCGUGCCGGAAAGGGAACUAUUCAGCGAGCUGGUACACUAGCUCUGUAUGCAGCCGAGUUAGAUGCCCUGUAUACUGACGCGGAUAGAUUGACGCAGGCUGACAAUGAACAACAAGCCAGUCUCGCUUGUGUGGAUAAUCCUCAGCUCCUUGCAGAUUAUAUUCGGCAAUCAAUGAUUGCUGUCACUAGGUGGAACCACCUUACAGACACUGAAAAUUUCUUCGACCAAGGACUGGACUCUCUGCAGGCUAUCACCGCGACUCGGGUAUUCAGGAGGGGCCUUAAUUUCCCGACAUUCAGUCCUAACCUGAUUUAUCUCCAUCCCUCCGUGGCGGAACUCACCCAGGCGGUUCUGCGCCUGCAGCAACAUCAGGAGGCUUCUGCAGAGGCCACAAAGGAAGCCCAGCUACAACAGCGGGAUCAGCUGCUGCAGGAGCUCAGUGGGCAAAUUACCCCCCCCGCGCCUAAGAGACACAUAGUCGUGCUUACUGGUUCCACCGGUAGCUUGGGCACGUAUCUUCUUGAUGCCCUCUUGAAAACCCCCUCUGUUGCUCAUGUACAUUGCCUGAACCGCAAGGCUGAUGCUGUGGAUAAACAGCGUCAAAAGAGCAAAGCGUACAGGUUGAACCUUGAUCUUGAUCCAUCUCGUGUUAGCUUCUGGCCAGCAGAUCUCUCAAAGGCAGGGUUAGGUCUAGAGCCUGGUGUUUUCGAGACCCUGCAACAAACUACUACACUGGUAAUUCAUAAUGCAUGGGCUGUCAACUUCAAUCUCUCGCUGGCAUCUUUCAGACCCAAUCUAGCCGGUGUGGUAAAUCUGAUCAACUUCUGUGUACAGUCGGGGCAAAUCCCACAUUUGUUCUUCAUCUCAUCCAUCAGCUCCACCAUGGGUCACCGCACUGAAAACGGAUUGACACCCGAGACAGUAAUCAAGACAAACACACCGGCGCCUAAUGGCUAUGCCGAUAGUAAGUAUCUCGCAGAGCAGUUGCUAGACCAGGCUGCCCGGCAGGAUCCUGUGCAUGUACAUGCCUCGUUUGCCCGCGUGGGUCAGGUUGCCGGUCCAGUGCGCUCGCCCGGCCUAUGGAACAAGGCGGAAUGGUUCCCGAGUCUCGCCUUGAGCUCCCUUCACUUGGGUGCUCUUCCCAACACGCUCGGGCCGGCCCUGGAUCGCGUCGACUGGAUGCCGAUCGACCUCCUAGCUGAAGUUCUGGUAGACCUGGCACUGCGUGACGAUGGAGCGGCAGUCGGUGAGUCUGUCAAGGUGUAUCACCCGGUGAACCCGCGCCCCCUGAACUGGGAGGCUAUUCGUUCAACUGUAGCAGAGGCCCUCUCGAAAGUCUCUGGGAAGACAGUGGAUACCAUCCCCUUCCAAGACUGGGUGCAGCGCGUCCGUCAGGAUAUUGAGAGUGGCUCCAAGCUGAACGACGGUGAGCUGCAGGCGCUCCUGGCCAGGAACCCCGCCGCCAAGCUACUCGAGUUCUUCGAAGGGAUAAUGUCUCAGACUGAGCGUGAGAAUGUUCUGGACACACGGCUCACGGUACAGCUGAGCGACAAGCUGCGAGCAGUGGAUGCGGUGACACCUGCAUGGAUCCAUAAGUGGGUUGCCGAGUGGCUUCAGUGAUUAUUUGACGUGAGCCGGAGUUGAUAGCGCAGUUUUAAUACAUGUUUGCCUUGGUUAUAGCAAUGAAUAGAAGUAUGUCGAUUCUUUGAAA
Aspergillus caelatus is the source of this 3436-nucleotide messenger RNA. RefSeq lists its product as uncharacterized. Lineage: Eukaryota; Fungi; Ascomycota; Eurotiomycetes; Eurotiales; Aspergillaceae. Bases 163 to 3345 code for a protein of 1060 amino acids. The transcript has 4 exons. The record is from RefSeq and is a predicted model, not a curated record.